UAAAAUAAAUUUCAUUUUCCCGUCGCCAUUAUAGCGGCGAGAUCGUGAAAGUGCUUUGCGGCAAAUAAUCGUCGUUAUCGACGAGGGGAGUUUCCUGCUCCCGAAAGUUUUCGGCUUAAUUUUCCACCACCUUUUCGACGUUCAAAUCCGAAGAAAUUACUGUCGAUUACGGUUUUUUUCUUGUUUGUGAUUUUAUAAACAUGGCUUUUUAAGAUGUCUGCCUUCGAAUUGUGCGUAGCCACUCCUUCUGGAGGAGCUUCCAACUCCAAAAAUACAUUAGCUUUUAAGACUGGAGGACGUAGGGAUGGACAAGAAAGGAAAUCGCAGUUUACCUUCCCCGAAGGGCCCCGCUGCUGACUCCAAAAAAGAUGUUGUCAGUAAACAGUGGCCCCGCGGUAGUCGACGCCGCGAGGCCGCAGGCAGCAGCCUCUCCACCAAAGGUGAGUCCUCCCGUAAGCCCCAGCCACAGCGGGACAGAACUUUCGAUAAGCGGCCUAAGCCCCGCGGCACUUAUCAUUCGUGUGCCUUGGUUCGAGCUGAGACGGCCUGGUUAGAGGAACAGGAGGCUGAGUUGGGUUCAGUUUUCUUACCAGGCAGCAAAAAGCAGAGCCUGAAUCACCUGUUGAACUUCUCGUACACACCAUAUUCGCCCAGGGAGGGCUGUCAUUCGGAGAGGGGACGCGGGAACGGGGGUAGCGGGGGACGGAUGCUUGCCACAAAGAAACACAAAUACAACAAGGAACAUUUUCUGCAAGCUAACUGCCAGUUUAUUGUAAACCACUCGGGUGAUUACAAGCAGUACUUGAACAAUCCAGAUGCCUUAGUUGACUGGGAUCUAGUUGAACAAGUAAACGUUCAAGUUUCUGAAUUUCCAUCAUGCCCUAUUUGUCUUUAUCCACCAACGGCAGCCAAAAUGACCCGUUGCGGGCAUAUCUAUUGUUGGUCCUGCGUCUUGCACUAUCUGUCGUUGUCGGACAAACCGUCACGGAAGUGUCCGAUCUGCUACGAGACUGUCCACCAAAACGACCUCAAAAGUGUCGUCGCUAUUCCUCAUUCGAUCUUCAACGUAAACGAGACAAUAACUUUUAAAUUGAUGAAGAGGCCGAGGGGUGGCCUCACGGCGUACCCCGCCGAUGUGAUGGUGAAGGACGAUGAUGUUAUAUUCAACAUGUCGGAGAGAGAGGCCGGUGAGGUGUAUUCGAAAUUGUUAUUAGCCAAUUAUGAGGACAUUUUGUCAAUUAUCGCAAGGGAAUGCAGGGAGUUGAAGACACAGAUCGCCGACGAUGAGAAUUACCCUGAGAAAUGCUUUAUCGAGCAGGCUAUGGCAUUAUUAAAGGAAAGAGAAACUAAAGUUUUGGGAAAAAUCGACAGCGGUAAUGGGAUUGAUAAAAGAAUCGCUAGUAACGAUUGUAAAGAAAGCAAUGUAUUUGACGAUGAAGUUGUUGAGGUCGGAAAUUUGGUAGACAGUCUAAACAUAUCACAAAACGCUAACCAGCAGUUGAAGUUCCACUAUUUCUAUCAAGCAUCAGAUGGUCAACAUAUCUAUUUACAUGCCAUUAACGCCAGGAUGUUAGAACACACUUAUGGGUCUCUAGAAUUUGGACCGACGACAAUUACUGGUAGAAUUCUUGAGAAAGAAGGCGGUUCUAUGACGGAAGAGCUUCGAAAGAGGUUGAGAUACUUGCAACACUUGCCCGUUACUUGCCAGUUUGAAGUGGCGGAGAUUCAACUCAGGCAACCGGUUAUCAAGAAAGAAACCAUAGAACAUUUCCAAGAGCAAAUAGAGUUACGUCGCAAGAAACGUCAGCGUAGGGCAAAGGAGGAGAAGCGCAGGGAGAAACGCAUCGAGGCUGAAGAGAACAGGAAGAUGGGCAAAUAUCCCGUUCCAAAUUUACACCUCGAAUCCAAUGAUCAAUUUCCAGAGUUUGGCUUUGAAGCCAGGCUACGAACUGAAUCAGAGUCCACCCUACCAAGCGACCGCAGUUCUUCGCCUGAUUUGCUGAACUCUUCAAGCGUAUCAGUGGAAAGCACUUAUUCCGGUCCAUCUUUCGCCACAAUGUUAGCUACUCAAAAGAAACAGCCCCCAAUAUGGCCAAUUUUGAAGCCAUCUUCGAGUGCUUUGGAGCCAGUGAAGUUGAUAAACGUUACAGGUUCGAAGAUGAAAGUUGGGAAUAAUGCACAAACCAAAAAUGACAGUGACGUGGAGCUGGAAGGCUAUGAACCCGUUCCGGCUUAUAAUAGGAGUUUCAGUGAUGCCAUUACACAGGCACUUCAGAUGGUCGAGGAAAAGGUGGAAGAUGAUGAUAUUCCAGCAUCAGGAAAGAAAAAGAAGAAGAGGAAUAAACAAAAGCUGCUAUUUACUACCAACAUGGCUUUUUCUGGAAACUAAUGUAAAGUUUUAUUUUAAAAAUGUACUUUACGGCAGGCAUACAUUUAGUGAUAGUAUAACUUAAUGAAGAAAAAAAUAAUAAA
Molecule: messenger RNA, 2472 nt
Organism: Anoplophora glabripennis (Asian longhorned beetle)
Lineage: Eukaryota; Metazoa; Arthropoda; Insecta; Coleoptera; Cerambycidae
Product: RING finger protein 10
Exons: 9
Coding region: 305-2389 (694 amino acids)
Biological process (GO): positive regulation of transcription by RNA polymerase II
Molecular function (GO): transcription cis-regulatory region binding
Source: RefSeq, a predicted model, not a curated record